This is a messenger RNA of Candidula unifasciata, 528 nucleotides long. NCBI's taxonomy places the organism in Eukaryota, Metazoa, Mollusca, Gastropoda, Stylommatophora, Geomitridae. The record is from the annotation of a GenBank genome assembly.
AUGCAAUCUUUACUAGAAUUCUCGGCCAUCAAGAGCUGCCCGGAACUAUCAGCUGACUAUAUCCUGCUCUCUGAUUCGCCGCCUUCGAGGCAAGGAUUCACCAAUCAUCUUCAGCUAACAUAUCCCGCCUACCAGCGGCUCAGCGAAUCAGAAUUCGACUCCAGCAGCAAUGGCGCCCAGGAGAUUACUAUAACAACACUUCCGGAUGACACCAUUGAAAUUUUAUCUUGUCAUGUAGACCGUGAGGAUGAUGAUGAUGACAGUAUGGGUGGCUCAUCAGCUGUUCCCGAUAAGUUAGCCAACGGCGAGUCGCCGAGAGAUGACCCUGCAGCUGUCCACCGGAAACGAGUGGUGCGAGCCGUUGGGGCUGUGACCUUUCUGCUCUUGCUGUUCAGCCUGAUUCUUAUCGGCAUCUCCCUCAACAUGAGCAAGGAGAUCGAUGAAUUAGAACGUACAUCCCCGGGGUCAGUUAAAAAUAGCCAGCCUGAAAGUGGUUUUUAUGAAAUAUCGAUUCAUCUGUCAGCCUGA